Molecule: messenger RNA, 2835 nt
Organism: Bipolaris victoriae FI3
Lineage: Eukaryota; Fungi; Ascomycota; Dothideomycetes; Pleosporales; Pleosporaceae
Exons: 7
Coding region: 1-2835 (944 amino acids)
Source: RefSeq, a predicted model, not a curated record
AUGGCGUGCAACAGCUGGGAUAAAUUGUGUAAGGCGCAGCGCGACUACCCAAAAGCCAAGUUUGCAGACUCGUUUGUUCAAAAGUCCCUUAAGAAAAGCCCCAAGAACCCAUUUCUGCUGGCUUGGAAAGCGGACAUCUCACUGCAACUCACCCAAGAUCCAAAGAAUGUGGUUCUACAAAUACAGCAGGCAUGGCAGCAGCCUGGACCCUACGAUAUCCGGCUCCUAGCAUAUCUCUACAGACUAUUUGCCGAGGCGAUGCGACGAAGCAGCACUGCCAACUCUUGCAUCAGUGGGCUCGGCAAUGAGAACUCCAAGGUUUGGCUUAGCGCUUCGAAAACACUGAGCCCUCAGGAACGGCAAGAGUUAUGGUCUACGCUUGGCAAAGCUGCAUGGCGCGAAGAAUGCUGGGAAGACUUUCGCUUCGCUGUCGUUCAAUACACCAAGGAGCUCAAAGACAUCUCCGCAUCUGCACCAAUGAAGAAGCAUGCCCACUUCACACAAAUACUCGCAACACAACUUGCAGCCGAGCAACAGCUCCAGAUACCCGGCGCUGACCUCAAGUCCAAGAUACAAUUUGACCUAGCACGUAGGCUAAUGAAACAAGCAUACGAAGCGUCUCCAGACGAGCCAAUUGCGUGUAAAGACAUCCGGGAUCUACGCUUCAUGGGUGAGAUUUUCGCGCGACAAGGUAAAUGUGAUGAGCUCAUAGAGCUCUGGAACAACCCACCUACUACUUUGAAAGAUCUCAUGACGACGCACAAAGCCGACUUACAGAUCAUGAGAAUCAGACUCUCAAGGGAGACCAACAAUUGGUCUCUUGUUGAGAGCGAAUCACUGGCUAGGAUUGAAAAUGCGAUAUCACAAAUGAUCGAGAAUCCAGACUCCAAGGCGCUGUGGGAACUCUGUGCUUGGAACAUGGAUUUAUGGACAGAUUGGCUAGCAGCAGUUCGAAUGAAUCGGUCCAGAGAUGAGGCUGUCCGCAUUGUUUCUGAUAUCCUACACCGUGCCUUUGGAACAGAACUACGAACCAACGAUCGUGCGAUGAGUUUGACAUACAUGAAACUCCGUCAUUUCGUCGGAGUCCCAAUGGCAGACGACUGCUUGACGUAUUGGAAGAACCACUCGACACUCAUCAGCUGUUUCGCAGACAUGCGCCCAUUUUUGGAAACAUUGCAUAGCGGCAAUGGUCUUGGAGGUAAAAUGCAUUUUUUCCGAACCUUGACGACAGACGCAUCGUCGCAAACGGAGGAAUACACAGACGAAAAAUGGGACAUACACUCACAGAACAUCCUGAAGAUUAAUCAUCUAAUAACAUCCUCGGUGGCGGACCGAUAUUGGAAAGGCGACAAAACAACGAUUGUUAAGUACAUCUUUGACGAGGCGUGUAAAUCGUCCGGCCUCUACGAGCCCAGCUCCUCGGCAGGAUUCCUUGCUGUUUAUUCCCUCCUACGGAUGCAUCACGUCGCCAUGCGCUACGACGAAUCUCAACAUCCUUUUGAGAAUACGCCAAACUCUCGGCUCCUCUUACAAGCUGCAAUGCUCGCACGCCACCUAGUCGCUUGUGACAAAGAAAAGCAAGACCGACCGCGCGCAUUACUUGCUGCCCGGCUACACCUGAACCUAGGUCUUGGAAAGUCUGCUUUCCAGAUGUACAACUACACUAAGUGCAAGGAGAUGUUGGUUCACACUAUCUCUCCAUACGUCUUGUCUCGCCUCUCAAUAACACAUCCGUUCGGUGCCAAAGGCUACCAAGGCUUCUCAGCAGAAGAAGAACUCGGGAAGGCCAUUGGUACCAUGGAGAGGAUGGAGUCCAAGACGGAUGACACGAUAUACCCAGAUCUCAAAACGAUCCCAUGGGAUCAAUCCAUCGGUCUAUUGUCUCUGAAGAGGAAAUUCAAAUCAAGCUUAACAAAACACAUAUGCAAUCUGGAGCGCCGUCGUCUAGCGCGACUGAAGGGCGAAUCAGUUGAUCAGCUGCCUGUUCUAGACCGGCAGAGUUUCCGGAAUAUUGUCGACAAUGUGGACAAAUCUGUCUUUCCCGACUUUGACGAUACACAAUCUUCUGGUCCAUUGCCAUAUAUCAUGCCCAACAUGAUUCCCAAUCUUCCAUGGCUCAUAGAAAGCUAUUCGAUCUGGGAGGCUAGCAGCAGAGUGCUACACAAGGAGACGCAAACGUGGGAAAACCUAGGCUUGUUGGUAGAUGACAUUGCUACCCCCAAAGAAGGCCAUGGAGUCGAAGCGAAUACAACCCCAGCGGAAUCAAGAGCUGAAAAAUCGUGGCUUUGCAUCAAUACGGUUGUUGAGGUCAUGGCUGGUCAAGCAGAUGCGAAGUUACUCCCCGGUAAUCUCACAAAGCUGUCAGAAGAGCUUUACGCAACGCGUCUAGCGAUGGAGAAGCUGCGCAUGCCCAAUAAUACCAAGUUGAAGCCUGAGGAUGAGCCCACGAUGUUUCACGAAAACAUGCUGAUAUCGUGCUACACCAAGCUGGAGAUUCUCCGCGCACUUACUAGAAUGGACGAUCAACUCCGUGAGAAGGUGGUCAGUCCGAAAAGCACCCACCCGCUCAAGUCUAAGCUACCAAAGAACUGGGUUAGCGAAAUUGAGUACGAAACAAAGCUAUGCUAUGAUGCGAUACGUGAUGUGGUCCAUAGCUACAUCAACCUAAUCGAGAAGAAGGGUGCAGCUGCAAUCAAGGCACAGGUACGGUGGGGCGAGACAGGCGAAGCACUGAAACCAAUUCUCAGCGAUUCAGAUGUUGAAGCAUACGCAUUGGAAUACGUUGACAGCGCGCUGCACGCUUGGAAGGGGGUGCUACAGGUCAAACUCAGGUAA